GGGUACUCUUUGCCGGUGAAGAUCCAAAAUGGCGCAGAAGUUGGUGAAUUUUGGGCAGAAGAUUGUGACUGCAACGCCUCGUUUGGCUACUAGAGUUUCGUUUCAAGCGCUUGGUGCCGCCAAGAAAGUCCAGCCACAUGUUGUGACUUUCUGGAACAAUGCCAAAGUUGAAAUGCUUCCACCAAAGCUGUCAGAGUGGCCAGCCAUCAAGAAGAGUUUCAUUGGUCUGAAAGAGGCAGCCCUCAAGGGCAAGUUCCUUGAUAUCACAGUGAAGGAAGCUACAGUGAAUACGCUGGUUGCUGUGGAGAUUGCUUUCUGGUUUUAUGUUGGAGAGGUCAUAGGAAGAAGAAGUUUGAUUGGUUACAAUGUUUGAAGAACUUUCAAGAUGUACUGAUUGUUUCAAUAUUUCUUAACUGAGUGUGUCGCAAAGCCUUUUGAUGUUUGUAUAGGAAAAAAUUGGAUUUGGUUUCCUGGUCUCCUGACCAGGUAAAUAAAGGGACUGGUUUGUCAUUGGUUG
This is a messenger RNA of Orbicella faveolata, 517 nucleotides long. Its product is annotated as ATP synthase F(0) complex subunit g, mitochondrial-like. The record is from RefSeq and is a predicted model, not a curated record. NCBI's taxonomy places the organism in Eukaryota, Metazoa, Cnidaria, Anthozoa, Scleractinia, Merulinidae. Gene Ontology annotation, molecular function: proton transmembrane transporter activity. Gene Ontology annotation, biological process: proton motive force-driven ATP synthesis.